AUGGAGUGGCACGACAAAUGGACAUCCAUCUUCGGUGUCACGAUUGCUAUGAUCGUGUUGCCACUCAUUGUUGUUCCUUUACGCUGCUACGUGCGUAUUACAAGGCGUGCUUUCAAGAUCGAUGACUGGCUUAUCAUUGCGGCACUCAUUUUCCAUCUUGGAGCUUGUGCAGUCACGUUGUGGGGAUUCAUGUACGGUCUUGGUAUGCCCGACGAGGUCCUUAGCUUGGAAAACCAGAUGAAAGGUGUUCAGACCUUUGCGAUGUACAAACCAAUCUAUACACUAGCCACCUGCUUGAUCAAGUGCAGCGUCUGCUACACGUUCCUCCGUCUGUCGACAUCUCCGAAGAUCAAAAAAGCACUACACUGGAUCCUGAUCAUUGUCAGCUGCUCUUCACUUGUCAUGUUCAUUGGAUCUUUCUGCUAUUGUGUGCCUUAUUCAGCAAUCUGGACACAUUGGCACCAUCCCCAUACCCCUGGAUAUUGCCUUCCUGGAGCUGUAGUACUGACUGUUGGAUACUCGUUUGCGUGCACAACCAUAUUCGCAGACUUCGCAUGCGCGAUCAUCCCUGGUAUUAUCCUCUGGCAAACAGUGAUGAGCACAAGAAAUAUGGUUAUGGCUUGGUUUAUCUUAGGCCUGGGUGUGCUGGCAGCAGCAAUGACGAUUUGUCGUUUGCCUUACAUAGCAUAUUGGACUCACGAAACCAACAUGAGCUAUGGUCUAGGAAGAAUCCUCCUCUUCGAACUUCUCGAGUGUGGACUCGGUAUUUUCGCAUCCUGCGCACCGGCACUGAAGCCUUGGUUCUCUGCCUCGAUGACUUCUUUGACGUCU
Aureobasidium melanogenum CBS 110374 is the source of this 831-nucleotide messenger RNA. RefSeq lists its product as uncharacterized. The annotation marks the transcript as partial. NCBI's taxonomy places the organism in Eukaryota, Fungi, Ascomycota, Dothideomycetes, Dothideales, Saccotheciaceae. The transcript is spliced from 3 exons. The record is from RefSeq and is a predicted model, not a curated record.